Messenger RNA from Daldinia caldariorum, 833 nucleotides. RefSeq lists its product as uncharacterized. The record is from RefSeq and is a predicted model, not a curated record. The transcript has a single exon. The coding region runs from base 128 to 541 and encodes 137 amino acids. NCBI's taxonomy places the organism in Eukaryota, Fungi, Ascomycota, Sordariomycetes, Xylariales, Hypoxylaceae.
CCAUCACUUGUUGCAAACUUGCCCCGCUAAUGCAAGAGCUUCUUUCACUAACAAAGGAAAAAUCAGUAAAUAAAAAUACAAACUUCUCAUCUUCACCACCUGUUAUACGUUCUAGCACACGUCCGCAAUGUCACAUCCCUAUUCUGUGCCAGCCUCUACCUCCGACGAUGUCUCGGCGAAGAAGUUAACGGCCUAUUUAAAAGCAACGUACACCAAUACGAACUCCUCAGACCCUUCCAUCCCACCAUCAAUUGAAGCCAUAUCAUCUACAACUACCUUUGCGCUUUCGACACCCCUUUCCCUCCCCGAAUCCGACGUUACUGCAGAUAAGACAAUAUACCUACGCACAUUGCGCGGUGCAGUUUCCUCUCUACAAGACCACAUCAACAGCGAGUUGACAGUACGCAUGGAAAAAGAGGCUAUAGAAGCGGCUGCCACUGGAAACGGAAAAGGGGUUGGAAAGGGUAUUGCAGCCGCCGGCGUCGAUGAAGCGGCCGAGGAAGAGAAUUAUGGGGAAGAGGUGGUGCAGGAAGAUGAAUAAUGAUGGACUGGUCGUUCGACACGAGUAUCUGCCCGAAACUACCACUUGUCCCCCAUCGAAUGAAUCCACACCUCGAACCCAUCAAGUGUCAAAAAUGGCUAUUAUUCAUUUGACUGCGGUGUCCUGAUCUCGCAGGCAGUUGCCUACUUGAUCGCCGUUACUCUCCAGAGCUAUGCAACCAUACCCACUGGUAUUCUCAAUGAUGUAAAUGAACCAGAACACCCGCGCGCCUUCCAUGUAUGCGACAAUAGUUCAACCUUUCUACCCUGGCACACCAACGUCUCGGGCCUUC